Macaca mulatta (Rhesus monkey) is the source of this 4969-nucleotide messenger RNA. Lineage: Eukaryota; Metazoa; Chordata; Mammalia; Primates; Cercopithecidae. The record is from RefSeq and is a predicted model, not a curated record.
UGUGUCACUCAGGCUGUAGUACAGUGGCACAAUGAUACCUCACUGCAGCCUCAAACUCCUGGGCUCAAGCAUUCCUUCCGCAUCAGCCCCCUGACUAGCUGGAACUCAGGCUCAUGACACCAGACCUGUCUAAUUUCUCUGUUUUUAGUACAGACAGUAUUUUCCUUCACUAAUUUAACUAAUAUGGUUUCCAUUGUCUACCCAGUUUUCCAUAUGCAUAAUAUUUUCACAGGAAAAUAUAAAGGUUUCAGAUUUCAUGAAUUGUUUUAAGAAAGUUUCAGUCAGUGAAAAAACUAUCAUACCAUUAUUCACAGGAAGGGUGAAGUAGGCUGAUCUGCUGUGUUGCCCAGGCUGGUCUUGAAGGGAAACAGAUUUUUUGUUGUCAUACUUACUGUUUGGCUUCUUAGUAAGUAUUAUAUAGUCAUUACUUUUUGCAGUUCAUUAGAUCAAAGUAUUAAUGUAGGUAAAGUUAACUACAUUAACUUUAGAAUAUAUGUCUACCUUAAAAAGUCAAGUCUGCUUUAAAUUUAAUCAUCUCUGGUGAAAGGGAUGGGAUGGAGCUUUGCUUUUUAUCAUAUAUUCAUCUGUACCUUUAAAGUAUUCAAGUAGAAAAAUAUAAACAAUGUAAAUAAAAUAGCAAAACAAUAUAAUAUCUCAUAAAACUGCAAUGGUAAAAGCAUUUAUCCUAUUGAAAUUCCACAAUUUUUAUUUGAAAACAUUAUCAACAUGUAAUUCAAGUGGCAUUUAGAAGAAUAAUUUAAAAGCAACAACUCUCUGGAAAGCUUCUAAAAUGAUUAAGUAGUUUAAACCAAAUAAAACAAUUUCUGAGUCAGUCAUCCCCAGUAGGUCUAUUUUAGUCUCAAGAUAAAUUCAUUUCUGGUGACAACUGAAGUUCUUAGUUAUUUGUUAGUAUAUAUUGGAGACAUUUACAAUAAAGCUUAGAGCACAGUGGGAAAUGAAAGUAUCAUGUUAUUUUUUUUAAGACCAAAUGUAUUGCAGAAAUGUAAGUAAUUUAAUCCAAUGCUACAAUCUGAUCAUUCUGAUCUAAUCUGAUCAUUUAAUAACACCAAAUAAAACCUUCAUCUCACAUUCUUUGGCUGUUUCUUUUAAAAUAUGAGUUUAGGGAUAAAUCAAAUAAAUUCAAAACAAAGUAAUAAGCAGAUGGUAUUUUUUUCUCAGUAAUCUAGUAGAGUAUUACAUUUAGAAGUCAUCUGUAUCUCAGUGCAGUAACUAUUUAGGACUCUAAGCGCCGCUGUUCACCUACUGGGAGAGAAAUGCAACCGAAAACACUCAGAUCUCACACCUCGCAAAGACCCGCAGAUGCCACAAACUAACUGCGGGACUGCAGCGAAACCCCACCCCUGUUUGGAGGCACUGCAGGUUUCCGGAGGAUUAUCAUCUCCAUAGCUGCGGCAAGAAACUAAAUACCCACUUAUGCACAGUGAAGAUUCUGAGGGGAUUCUGCAGCAAAAUAACAAUGGCCGCUCCACAGAGUCGCCCCAGACGCGGCGAGCUGAUCCUGCUGUGCGCGCUGCUGGGGACGCUGUGGGAAACCGGGAGGGGACAGAUUCGCUACUCGGUGCCAGAAGAGACGGACAAAGGCUCCUUCGUGGGUAAUGUCUCCAAGGACCUGGGGCUGGACCCCCGGGAGCUGGCGAAGCACGGAGUCCGUAUCGUCUCCAGAGGUAGGACGCAGCUCUUUGCUCUGAACCCGCGCAGCGGCAGCUUGGUCACCGCGGGCAGGAUAGACCGGGAGGAGCUCUGCGCUCAGAGCCCGCGGUGUCUGAUAAAUAUUAACAUCCUGGUUGAGGAUAAAGGAAAACUCUUUGGGAUAGAAAUAGAAGUAAUUGAUAUUAACGAUAAUAACCCGAAAUUCCAGGUCGAAGAUCUAGAAGUAAAAAUUAACGAAAUCGCGGUUCCUGGAGCACGUUAUCCACUCCCAGAAGCUGUUGACCCGGAUGUGGGCGUGAACUCCCUCCAGAGCUACCAGCUCAACCCCAAUCACCACUUCUCCCUGGACGUGCAGACUGGAGACAAUGGAGUCAUAAACCCAGAGCUGGUGCUGCAGCGCGCCCUGGACAGGGAGGAAGAGGCUGCUCACCACCUGGUCCUCACGGCCUCAGAUGGCGGCGAGCCGCGUCGCUCCAGCACAGUGCGCAUUCGUGUGACAGUGUUGGAUACAAAUGACAACGCCCCGGUUUUUGCUCAACCGAUUUACAGAGUGAAAGUCCUUGAGAACGUGCCCCCAGGCACGCGGCUGCUUACUGUAACAGCCAGCGACCCGGAUGAGGGAAUCAACGGAAAAGUGGCCUACAAAUUCCGGAAAAUUAAUGAAAAACAAACUCCGUUAUUCCAGCUUAAUGAAAAUACUGGGGAAAUAUCAAUAGCAAAAAGUCUAGAUUAUGAAGAAUGUUCAUUUUAUGAAAUGGAAAUACAAGCCGAAGAUGUGGGGGCACUUCUGGGGAGGACCAAAUUGUUCAUUUCGGUGGAAGAUGUAAAUGACAAUAGACCAGAAGUGAUCAUUACGUCUUUGUUUAGCCCAGUGUUAGAAAAUUCUCUUCCCGGGACAGUAAUUGCGUUCUUGAGUGUGCAUGACCAAGACUCUGGAAAGAAUGGUCAAGUUGUCUGUUACACACGUGAUAAUUUACCUUUUAAAUUAGAAGAGUCAAUAGAUAAUUAUUAUAGAUUAGUGACAAGGAAAUAUUUGGACCGAGAAAAUGUCUCUAUCUACAAUAUCACAGUGAUGGCCUCAGAUCUAGGAACACCGCCUCUGUCCACUGAAACUCACAUCGCCCUGCACGUGGCAGACAUUAACGACAACCCUCCUACAUUCCCUCGUGCCUCCUACUCAGCUUAUAUCCUAGAGAACAACCUGAGAGGAGCCUCCAUCUUCUCCUUGACUGCACACGACCCCGACAGCCAGGAGAAUGCCCAGGUCACUUACUCUGUGACCGAGGACACGCUGCAAGGGGCGCCCCUAUCCUCGUACAUCUCCAUCAACUCUGACACCGGUGUCCUGUAUGCGCUGCAAUCUUUCGACUAUGAGCAGAUCCGAGACCUGCAGCUACUGGUAACAGCCAGCGACAGCGGGGACCCGCCCCUCAGCAGCAACGUGUCACUGAACCUGUUCGUGCUGGACCAGAAUGACAACGCGCCCGAGAUCCUGUACCCCGCCCUCCCCACAGACGGUUCCACUGGCGUGGAGCUGGCGCCCCGCUCCGCAGAGCCCGGCUACCUGGUGACCAAGGUGGUGGCGGUGGACAGAGACUCGGGCCAGAACGCCUGGCUGUCCUACCGCCUGCUCAAGGCCAGCGAGCCAGGACUCUUCGCGGUGGGGCUGCACACGGGCGAGGUGCGCACGGCGCGACCCCUGCUGGACAGAGACGCGCUCAAGCAGAGCCUCGUGGUGGUCGUCCAGGACCACGGCCAGCCCCCUCUCUCCGCCACUGUCACGCUCACCGUGGCCGUGGCUGACAGCAUCCCCGCAGUCCUGACCGAGUUGGGCAGUCUGAAGCCUUCGGUCGACCCGAACGAUUCGAGCCUUACACUCUAUCUCGUGGUGGCGGUGGCUGCCGUCUCCUGUGUCUUCCUUGCCUUUGUCGUUGUGCUUCUGGGGCUCAGGCUGAGGCGCUGGCACAAGUCACGCCUGCUCCAGGGUUCCGGUGGCAGAUUGGUGGGUGUGCCUGCCUCACAUUUUGUAGGUGUUGAGGAGGUACAGGCUUUCCUGCAGACCUAUUCCCACGAAGUCUCCCUCACCGCCGACUCGCGGAAGAGUCACUUGAUCUUUCCCCAGCCCAACUACGCAGACACGCUCAUCAGUCAGGAGAGCUGUGAGAAAAACGAUUCUUUGUUAACAUCCAUAGAUUUUCAUGAAUGUAAGAAUGAAGCUGAUCGUGGUCAGGUGAGUUUAGUUCUUUGCUUGCUUUUAAUUUCCAGAUGAAUUUUAUUUGACAUAAAUUAUGUUUUGAAAAACAUUGUAAAGAUAGUUGAAAAUAAUUUUUAAGGCAUAUCACAGAGUUUCAGGUUUAUUUUGUUGGUUUUACUAUAAAGUUAAGCUCUAAUAGUCAUAGGUUGUUGUUUCAUUUGCUUUUAAACGACUUGGAAAAGAUUGUUGAACCAUUUUAAUCCUUCCAGUAUUUUAUUCCUAUGAUCACUCAUUCACUUAAGAAGUACCUACCCAUCCAUGCCGGUAAUUUUGCUAUUGUUUGUGUGUACAUGUGUGUGAGUGUGUGUGUGUGUGUGUUUCCUAAACUAGAACUUCAGAAAAUUAUCAAGAAGUCUAAAGCCUUGUAUUAGCUUAGCAAAAGUAAAAUAUAUCUCAGAAUUUUUAGGGUUAUGUUUAGCAUUUGAACCUAUAACUAGGCUCUUGUAGAUUUUUUCACUUUAAACCUCUUUUCUGAGCCCUGUUUCUGUACCAGUGCCCUUCAAAACUUUAAUACUUCUUACCAUCUUUCAAAAUAUGAACAAACUUUAAAGAUGGAUCUUGGUGGGAGAUGAGACUGGUUACUAAAUAUUAAGUAUGUGUGUCAGUGGUCACCUGGGCUCCAUGCCCAUGGAGACAUGAAAUCUAAAGCCUAGAAUGUCCAUUGCUCCUCCAAACAAAAAACAAAAGCUAAAACAUUAGAUCUGGAUUAAAAUGUAAUUUUAAACUAUUGAAAGUGACUUUUGUAAAAUACGAAAGAACAUAUUUCAAUACAAUUCCAAUGAGCUGUUUUGGUUGUGCAUUGACGUGAAAUGGUGAGAAUGUUGAUUUUAAGAACCAACGUUUCAGGUACACAAGUUCUAAAUAAGCUGAUCAAUUCAAUUAAGUUAUUCAGUCUUGGCUGGACACAGUGGCUCAUGUCUGAAAUCCCAGCACUUCGGGAGCCUGGAGCAGGGGAACAGCUUGAGCCCUGGGGUUUGAAACUGCAGUGAGCUAUGAUCAUGACACUGCACUCCAGCCUAGGUGACAGAACUAGACCCUGUCUCU